AUGUUGGGAGUAGGAGACACCUUGAAAAAUCUCAGUGCAUGCAAUUCCAAUUCUUCUUAUUCCCCUGAAGCCACAGCUGCUUUUGCCACUGCAAUGAUUCUCAUCAUGCUCUUCACCAUCUUUGGGAACAUCCUGGAGAUCAUCGCUGUCCUGACCAUCCCGUUCACCCUGGCCAAUGAGCUGAUGGGCUACUGGUACUUCGAAUUGUUUUGGUGUGAGAUUGUAGUGGCACUGGAUGUGCUCUUCUGCACAAGUUCCAUCAUGCACCUGUGUGCCAUCAGCCUGGACCGCUACCUGUCCAUUUCCCGGCCAGUGCAGUAUGCCACCCAGCGCACCCCUCGCAAGAUCAAGGGCGCCAUUGUGGUGGUGUGGCUCAUUUCUGCCAUCAUCUCUUUCCCCCCACUGGUUGCCGUAAAUAAGACCCAGGAUGGGGACUGCCCACAGUGCAAAAUCAACGAGGAUGUAUGGUACAUCCUGUACUCUUCCAUUGGGUCAUUCUUUGCCCCGUGCCUCAUAACGAUCCUGGUGUACGUUCGCAUCUAUCAGAUUGCCAAGAAGCACAUUCAAUGUCCUCCAGGAGAGCCAAGAAAAGACAUCGCAUACAGUGUCCCUUUGGGAGGGGUGUUGCAGGGCGGCAAAGACCAGGGAGGUGUUGACCCUGCAAAUGUUCCCAAUUUGGCUGCUUCCAGAUCUGAAGCCAUAAACUAG
Molecule: messenger RNA, 708 nt
Organism: Ctenopharyngodon idella (grass carp)
Lineage: Eukaryota; Metazoa; Chordata; Actinopteri; Cypriniformes; Xenocyprididae
Product: alpha-2B adrenergic receptor-like
Exons: 1
Coding region: 1-708 (235 amino acids)
Biological process (GO): adenylate cyclase-activating adrenergic receptor signaling pathway
Cellular component (GO): membrane
Molecular function (GO): G protein-coupled receptor activity
Source: RefSeq, a predicted model, not a curated record